Molecule: messenger RNA, 351 nt
Organism: Ceutorhynchus assimilis (cabbage seed weevil)
Lineage: Eukaryota; Metazoa; Arthropoda; Insecta; Coleoptera; Curculionidae
Source: the annotation of a GenBank genome assembly
AUGUCUCAUAUACAAAGAGUCAAGACCCUAUACAAGCUCAUAUUAAAACUACACAAAGGUCUGCCCCAAGAGUUUCAAAUUAUUGGAACCAAUUACACUAGAGACGAAUUUAGAAGACAUAAGACUUGCACCCCACCUGAGGCAAAUAUUUUCAUGAAUGAAUGGACAAAUUACGCAAUAACUCUAGCUAAACAAUUAGGAGUGAAAAAUGAAACCGAUAAAACUAAAUUUGGUGAUGAACUUCCCACAGAGAUACUGGAAAAUUUACGUGACGAACAAAUUGUACAAUUAUAUGAAUUAAUGGAGGCUGCAAAGGCACCAAAAAAUUUCAGAGUUGACCAGAAAAGCUAG